Molecule: messenger RNA, 606 nt
Organism: Blepharisma stoltei
Lineage: Eukaryota; Ciliophora; Heterotrichea; Heterotrichida; Blepharismidae
Source: the annotation of a GenBank genome assembly
AUGUCUUAUAGCUUUUUAUUUAAGUACAUCAUUAUAGGAGAUACCGCUGUUGGCAAAAGCUGCUUGCUUCUUCAAUUCACUGACAAGCGAUUCCGGACAGAUCACGAUCUAACUAUAGGUGUUGAGUUUGGAGCCAAAGCUAUUCUAGUAAACGAUCAAGCAGUCCAUCUCCAAAUAUGAGAUACAGCAGGCCAAGAAAAUUUCAGAAGCAUCACAAGAGCUUAUUAUAGAGGCGCAGUAGGAGCUUUAUUAGUAUUCGACAUGACAAGAAGGAGCAGCUUCACAAGUUUACAUAAAUGACUAGAAGAAACAAAAAACAAUGGAAACCCAGACAUGGUUAUAUUACUUGUUGCAAAUAAAUGUGAUUUAGAUAGUGAAAGAACAGUCACCAAAGAUGAAGCCUUAGAAUUUGCAGAAGCGAACAAGCUGAAAUACUUAGAAACCUCAGCCAAAACUGGCUUAAAUGUGGAAGAGGCUUUUAAUCUUGUAGGGAGAGAAAUUGUGAAUAAAAUCGAAAACGGCGAAAUUGACCCAUGCCAGCAUUUCGGUAUCAAAGUGGGUCAAGAAUUUAAAAAAAAUACAAAUUCUAAAGGCUGUUCAUGCUAA